UCAACAUCUGCCUUCUUCAAACCCUUUGUUAUUCAUCUCCUACUCCACUCCAACUCUCCGACAUCCUACAUUUCGAGCCAAUCUUCAAUUUUCCCCCUCUUUCACUCCAACCAAACACCUCUUGCCUCAUUUUUCUAACAUCUUGUAUCCCGUUUUCCUAGCAUCCAAACACCUUGCGUCUUGUUUCUGUUCCUUUAUUGUUAUAAAUUUUAUGAUGGAAAACCCUGCAGAGUGGGCCAAUAAGCGAGUUAGGGAGGAGGACUCAGAUCCUGACUCGGUCGAGUCGAAGCGGAUCCGAGUUGACCCGGACGAGUCGGAUGGGCUGAACUCGCCGGAGGCGAAGUGGAUCCAGGAUGACCUCCUAGAUAUUCUUGAGGACUCGGAUGCUGGUGACCCGGCGAUUCUAGGGCUUGACUCGGUCAUUAGGAGCUUUGAGGAGGAGAUACUUGUGCCGCCGGCGGGUCUGGAGCUGGCGUCGGUUUGCGGCGAUUCGCAGCCGGGGCUAGGGUACCUUUGGGAGGCUUCCGACGACGAGCUGGGCCUGCCGCCGACUGACGGAGCCUCCGGCGAGGAGAAUAAGAUCGAAGCUGCGGAUUUGGAGGCCAAUUCGUCUGGUUUCUUUGGGCAUGGUGGUGACGUAUUCGGAUUUGAUGAUGAGAUUCCGAGUUACGAUUCUUUCGAGUUUGGAAUCGGUGGCGAGUUGGCUAGCCACAGCAACGCCUCGGAGUUUUUGAUGCUGGAUGGACUGUUUGACUAUUCAGAUCAGAGAUACGAACCGGCCGAAUUCUCGGAGUUGUCGUGGCAACAUGAGUCGUUGCCGGCCGUCUAGAUGUUUCGGAAUUUUCGGGUGCCGGAAUAGUGCAGACACAGGGCAUAGGCAGUUUGUAAAUUUUAAGAAAAACAAAUGUGAAUUGAAAACUCAGACAGUAGAAAUUCGUUAUUUAGACCACAAUUAUACCGAUUGCCGAUUGAGAUUUGAGAUGGACUCUUCCUUCCCAAAUAUUCAAAACAAAAAACAUAUCCUAAGUUUGGAGCACGUUAUGGAGGAUAUUAUUCAAUGUCAUUUAAUUCUAAUUUAACAUUGUACUUAUCUUCUACGCUGUUCAACAAA
Molecule: messenger RNA, 1111 nt
Organism: Vitis riparia (riverbank grape)
Lineage: Eukaryota; Viridiplantae; Streptophyta; Magnoliopsida; Vitales; Vitaceae
Exons: 1
Coding region: 212-829 (205 amino acids)
Source: RefSeq, a predicted model, not a curated record